AUUUGUAGGAGAGGGAGUAGCUGUUCAUCUUUUUCGGACACGGUCCCAAGUAGCGGGUUGUACGUUCUCUGCGAAUGAUUUUGGGUGUAUACUACUUAAUCGAUAGGUCAUCUAAAGCAUCGACAUGCCUGGGAUAGAAAAAUUACCGAUCGAGGACACUUUGGAAGAUAGUCCACAGACUCGUUCUCUUCUUGGUGUGUUUGAGGAAGAUGCGGCAGCCAUAUCCAGCUAUUCCCAUCAGCUUUUUCAAGCCAUGCAGAGAAUCUAUGAUGCAGAGAAUGAGCUCAGCGCUGCCACUCAUCUCACUUCAAAGCUCUUAAAAGAUUAUGAGAAACAGAGAUUCCCACUAGGUGGGGAUGAUGAAGUCAUGAGUUCCACUCUGCAGCAGUUUGCCAGAGUCAUUGACGAGCUCAGCUCAUGGCACGCAGUCCUCUCCACCCAGUUAGCGGACGCUAUGAUGUUUCCCAUCACUCAGUUUAAGGAGCGAGACCUGAAAGAAAUCCUAGCUCUCAAGGAGGUGUUUCAGAUCUCCAGCAGUGACCAUGAUGUGGCCAUCAACAGAUACAGCCGCCUGUCCAAGAAAAGAGACAAUGAGAAGGUGAAAAGUGAGGUGAUGGAGGAUGUGUAUACGUCCAGGAAGAAGCAGCACCAGACCAUGAUGCACUACUUUACGGCCCUCAACAGCUUGCAGUACAAGAAGAAGAUUGCACUGCUGGAGCCCCUGCUGGGCUACAUGCAGGCACAGAUCAGUUUCUUCAAGCUGGGAUCUGAGAAUCUCUCACAACAAUGGGUGGAUUUCCUCAAUAAUAUCGGCACUAGUGUCCAGAAUGUGCGGAGAGAGAUGGAUGGAGAAAUUGAUAACAUGCAUCAGACCAUUCAAGACCUUGAGGAGGGAAGUGACAUCUUGUAUAUGCCAGACCCAGACCCAAAUAAAAUCCCUAUCGACCGCACGCUUACCAGGAAGGCUGGAUAUCUUAACAUGCGCAAUAAAACAAGCUUAGUGAGCUCAACAUGGGAUCGACAAUACUUUUUCACCCAGGGAGGGAACUUGAUGAGCCAGUGUCGAGGCGACGUUGCAGGUGGGCUGGUAAUGGAUUUGGAUAACUGCUCGGUGAUGGCUGUGGAUUGUGAGGACAGACGUUUCUGCUUUCAGAUUACGUCUUUUGAUGGCAAAAAAGUGGCCAUUUUACAAGCGGAAAGCAGAAAGGACUGUGAAGAGUGGAUUGCAACCAUAAACAACAUUUCCAAGAGAAUAUACUUGAGUGAAAAUCCUGAGGAAAUUGCUGCAAGAGUUAACCAAUCUGCUCUGGAUGCUGUGACCCCUUCUCCAUCUUUCCAACAGAGGCAAGAUAGUUUGCGGUCAAGCAUGCAAAGUAAACCAAAAGUGGGACCUACAAACAGCCAGGCGUCCGCGUGCUUGGAGUCUAGUGCGCUGUCCUCUCUCUCACUGGACUCCCUGGUGGCUCCAGACAUGCCCAUCCAGUUUGACAUUAUCUCACCCGUAAGUGAGGAGCAUCCUGGAAUGGCCAAAAGCUCCACACAGGGCAGAAGGACUAAUCCAUUUGGUGAAUCGGGGAAUUCAGAGACGGAAGAUGGAGAGGAUUCCAUUCUGCACCAGCUUUUCAUUGUGCGCUUCUUGGGUUCCAUGGAAGUAAAGGCUACAGAGAACACAGACCUCAUCUACGAAACCAUGAGGCAGAUCUUGGCAGCGCGAGCUAUACACAACAUCUUCCGUAUGACGGAGUCACACCUGCUCGUCACCUGCGAAUACCUCAAAUUAAUUGAUCCUCAGACUCAAGUAACUAGACUGCAGUUUCCCUUGUCCAGUGUGGUGCUGUGUGCAUCUCAUCAAGAAAACAAGCGGUUGUUUGGCUUCAUACUUGAGACAGCUGGAGGGAAAGCAGAUGGACAAGCAAACACAGUGUGUUACAUCUUUGAAUCAAAUAAUGAUGGAGAGAAGAUCUGUGACAGUGUGGGCUUGGCCAAGCAAAUUGCUUUCCAUUCAGAAAUGGACCGCAGAGCCACAGAGAAGCAGAAGGAGCUGGACAAAGCCAAAGAGAGACAGCAAGAAGAGCUCACCAAACAGAAACAGAUUGAAAAGCAGGACCUUGAAGAGCAGAGUCGCCUCAUUGCUGCCUCCAGCCGGCCCAACCCCACUGCAGCCGACGGACAGUUCUUGGUGCUUAGCAACAGCCCGUCCGAGGACAGCGACGCUGGCGAGGAGGGUCGGAAAAAGGGUGAAUCUGAGGCCUGAUGCUGUUUGUACAGUUUUCUGCUGCAAAGUGUCAUCUUGGUCACAGUCACAGUGAUGCCACCCUGCGAACGUGCCUCUGGCAGGAAAACGCAUUUAGGAUGACCAGAACCAGUAGCAAGCGAGGUCUCAGGCAGAGAAGGGAAUGAACACUUUGGAGGGCAUACAGAACUUUGUAUCAUGUUUUCCAUUUUUGUGGUUCUGUAUAUAAACCUCUUUAAUGAUGUCUGUGUAUGUAAAAAUAUACAAAUUAUACCUUUUACUUUUGUAAUAUGAACUGCAGUGCUUCAUGCAAUGGCAUACAGAUUUUUUAAACAGAUUUUUGUUUUGCUCUCUUUAAGACUACAUUUCUGUAAAGACAGAUAUUAUAUAGACAGACUAACAUUGUUAAUAAUAUUGUCAUGUUUGAGUUACUCUCUAAUCCACUCUAAUGAGUGUCAGCCUUUGAUUUUCCCUCCCAAAUAUAUUGUGCUACUUAAAUCACAAUUUAAUCACAAUUUAAUUCAAACUUGCCAGAGAGACUGCCAAUAUAUUGCAGAAACGAUAUGGUGAUCUAAUCACUAUUACAGUUGUUAGCAAAGAGGGCUCAACAGUGUUGUGCUUGUGUUGUCUUGUGCUAAACUUUUGUUUUAUGCUUAUGAGUGUCUGCUUGAUUUACUGAACACUAGAAAAAAAUGAAAAUAAAUUUUAAGGUUACUAAA
This is a messenger RNA of Engraulis encrasicolus (European anchovy), 2952 nucleotides long. RefSeq names its product adaptor protein, phosphotyrosine interaction, PH domain and leucine zipper containing 1 (gene appl1). Gene Ontology annotation, biological process: signaling. Gene Ontology annotation, molecular function: protein binding. The coding region runs from base 125 to 2254 and encodes 709 amino acids. The transcript is spliced from 22 exons. Gene Ontology annotation, cellular component: endosome membrane; cytoplasm. The record is from RefSeq and is a predicted model, not a curated record. NCBI's taxonomy places the organism in Eukaryota, Metazoa, Chordata, Actinopteri, Clupeiformes, Engraulidae.